AUGCUGACAACUCGAAUUCGACGGCCUGCGACGCACUCUGUCCUUGCGCUUCGCUCCUCCAGAACCCCGAUAGCCCGGUCACUUAAUGCGCCAUGGUCCCGAUUCGCCAGUAGUCAACCACAAAGCCGAGGCCCGUCAUCGCACUGGCUCCGAAACUCUCUCGGUUUUGCUUCUUCUUGGGCUACUCAUACUACGCUAAUGGAGGAAAGGAAGCUUGGACGGCUGUUCCGGGGGGCCAAGAAGGAGGCCAUUGAUGUCAAUGACCUUCGUGCCCAGUUUGUCCAAGAAAAGCGGAGUCUCAAGAGCUCUGCCGUCUAUACAUGGGGCUCAAAUAUUUAUAAAGUGGUGGAUCCGGGAUCCAAAGACGCCGACAUCAAGACUCCUCGGCGCUUCAAAUACUUUGACGGCCAGGUGCUGAGAGAUCUCAAGAUCGAAGAAAAGUCAGGUGCGGCAAUUAACGAGAAGGGAGACCUUGUACAAUGGGGGCAAGCAUUUUCGGAGACGGACUUUAAGCCUUCAGAGACUCUGACAGGCAAGAAUCUCGUCUCACUUGCUCUGUCUGAAAGUCGAAUCAUCGCGCUAUCUUCAGAUGGGACUGUCUACUCCCUGCCUUUGUCUAAGACCGAGCAAAGCACGGGUCCCAAAUCACGGGAAAGCUCGUGGGUUCCCUUCUGGGCCAGCAAAUCCAAUUUGAGCUACCGUGUGCUCAACCCAUCAUUGAAGCUGGGUGAAAAAGUCACUUCAAUCAGCGGUGGACAGGAACAUGUGCUUCUUCUCACAAGCUCUGGCCGGGUUUUCUCCGCGGCGUCAUCUACCGAAAAUUACCCUUCCUUGGGUCAACUUGGCGUUGAGGGGCUCACCUGGUCCACAAGACCCAAAGGGCCAGCAGAUUUCUGUCACGAAAUCACGGCUUUCAAGGGCUCCAAGAUCGUUAAAAUCGCAGCUGGUGACUACCACUCAUUGGCCCUCGCCGAAGAUGGUCGUAUGUUUGCAUUCGGUGACAACUCAUUUGGCCAACUGGGUGUAAAUUAUGACCCAGAGCGCACCUUUAAGGAUACCCCUUUUGUUGUGAAAGUGAACAAACUUUACAGAAGGGGCAUUUAUGACGCAAAAGUUACCAGCAUUGCUGCGGGAGGUGCUAAUACAUUUUUCUCCGUUGAUUCCACGCGCAUCUUAGGAUCCGAGGAAGAAACUGCCGAUGUUCGUGACCUUGGCAAUGUUACUGCGGACACGUGGUCUUGUGGUAGAGGAAUAUGGGGCACUCUCGGCAGUGGCAGGUGGGUUCAUGUGCAGGAUUCACCCACCAAGAUCAAGGCUUUGAGUGGAGUGAGCGAGUAUGACGAAAAGACAAACCAAAUCACCCCUAUCCGCAUCCGUGCCAUGUCUGUUGGUACAACGCAUGUUUCUGCUAUAUUGGACAACAAGACCAAUAUCAGCAGGAAUACCAAGGAUACUUUGGACCAGUCCAAAGAUUGGGGUUAUGAUGUCGUCUGGUGGGGAGGCAACGAGCAUUUCCAGCUUGGAACAGGGAAGCGAAGCAACCAGGCCAAACCGAUCUACAUCAACGCACCUCCUGAGACUAAGAAACAGGCAGAGGCACGGUUGCAGAUCAUGCCUCGUCAUAAGGGCAAGGUUGGGAAGCGCAAUGUGAACAUGGAACAGCGUGUGGAGUGUGGACGCCAUGUAUCUGCGAUAUAUUCUGCAGUGUAA
Molecule: messenger RNA, 1710 nt
Organism: Penicillium soppii
Lineage: Eukaryota; Fungi; Ascomycota; Eurotiomycetes; Eurotiales; Aspergillaceae
Product: RCC1 domain-containing protein
Exons: 2
Coding region: 1-1710 (569 amino acids)
Biological process (GO): mitochondrial respiratory chain complex III assembly
Cellular component (GO): mitochondrial inner membrane
Source: RefSeq, a predicted model, not a curated record